Huiozyma naganishii CBS 8797 is the source of this 1020-nucleotide messenger RNA. RefSeq names its product Bbp1p (gene BBP1). The record is from RefSeq and is a predicted model, not a curated record. The coding region runs from base 1 to 1020 and encodes 339 amino acids. The transcript has a single exon. Lineage: Eukaryota; Fungi; Ascomycota; Saccharomycetes; Saccharomycetales; Saccharomycetaceae.
AUGUUCCCGCAGGAAAGAGAGGCCACCUCGUCCGGCCUGUUCAAGUGGACUAUAGAUGCGCUAUUUGGUAAAGGUAUAUCCCCAUCGAAAAAAUAUAGAGAUGCCAAUGUUUCUGAGGAGGCAGUGCGGAUGAGUCCCAAGCGAGAUACGCGACGGAAUCUCCAGACGGGGGUAAGCAGUAGUCCCAAACGGCGAUCGAACUCGCUGGAUGGGUUUGACCCCUCUUUCUACAGAAAGUACGAUCUUCUCUCGGACGAUGUGAGAGAGGAGCCCUCUGCGGUGCUAAGAAGCCCCAUACGACUAUACCCAUCUGAUCAAUUGAUGACGGACACUUUCAUGAACAAAAAACGCGGGACUGGACGGUUCCCCCGCUCUGCAAGAAGAAGCGCAUCGCAGAGUGACGCAGAUUCGGACACUGCAAUGCUCGAAAAGUUGUUCCAGGGGGCCGCUGCAAGUCGGUCGGUCCCCACACACGAUGGCCACACCCGCAGCGUGUCAAUACCAGGGAAAUUCCCAUUUGUGCACAAGGACAGCGGCGAGUUCCAAGAGUUGUUCCGACAGCUGGGAGAAAACAACUCGAUGCUUUCGCAGAUCCAGGAGCAAGUGCGAGAUAUAAACGAGGAGAAUGCACAGCUAAGGACAGACUACGCCAAGAUCCGAAUAGAACUGAUACACGAGCUGAAGGAGUCCAAGACUUUGAUGGACAAAUACACUCUCCUACACAAAAAAUACCACGACUUGAAAACGGUAACCAACGGCAUGUUCGAGAUAAACACGAAACUUGAGAAGCUCACGGGAGAUAACAAAGUGGCGUUGAAGAAAAGAGACGACUGGAUAGACGUCCUGCAGGAGCGGAACCGCGAUCUGGAGGCGCAACUGGAUCAGGCCAUCCGCACCCGCGAGAACCAGCUCGCGCAACUCAACGAGACCUGGCAGGAUAAAUUGGACGAAUUGCGAGACUCCUACGAGUGGGACAGACCUCGAUACCGCCUGCAUCAACCGAUAAGUGACUACAUAUAA